AACUCUGCCUCUUUUGACAGGAUCAAGAAAGCAUCAUCUUUUUUUUUAUAUAUCUUUAACAAUGUACUUUUAUAUCCAACCAGCAGCUACUUUUGAUUAUCCAUCCUUGUCUUUGGACGACUAUGCUCAACUUCAUCGUCUCCUUCGUCAAGAAAGACAAGCUGCCAUGUACCAUGCACAGCAGCAACGCCGUAUUCAAAGGGCUUUAUACAACCUUGAAGUCAUGACUGAACUCUAUCGUCGUCGUCAAGAAGAAGAGCGCGCUAUCCGUGCUUACUAUGAGCAAAAAGAGCGCCAACGUCAAGAAUUGAUUCGUCAACAGCAAUUGAUUCAACAACAGCAGCAGCAACAACGAUAUCUUGCUGCCUUGGAAGAGCACUACAUGAAUUAUUAUUAUCCUCAAAAGCAUCAAGAGCCCUUUGUCCAUCAUUCGGCAUUCUAUCAAGAGUCAGAACCUGAAGAGGAGGAAGAUGAAGAUGAUAACGAAGACGUCCGUACUCAGCAAUUGGCUGCCUUGGUUAAAUUGAUCUUUGGUGCUCAAGAUGAAACGACAAGGCAUGAAAGACCUACUCAUGAUGUACCUCUAUGCAAAGAGCCUCAAUUUGGUGAAGCUAAGCAUGAUGAAGUUAAACAUGAAGAACCUGAAACUGCUAUGGAAGAAGCAGAACCUCAUGGUGACAUGGCACUGGACGACACGGAAAUUAAAUAUACCAAUCACAGUUCCGAUAACACUAAUGAUCCCAUGGAAGAAGACUUGGAUGACGAAAUGACUUCUGCUGAUGAAGAUGUUCCUUCCCUGAUAGAACCUACUGAAAACAUCAAGGGCCUCGUGAGCGAGAUCCUCGACGCUUCAGAAGAAAAUCAUUCAGACUUUUCGGUGUUUCCUGAAGAAGAUCCCGUGAAACUUGCCAAGUAUGAAGCUCUGAGUCGGAUAGAACAAGAAUUGAAAGACAUACAACAAAAGCAUGAAAAGCAUAUACUGGGCAAUACACUUGAUUUCCCCAUGUCAAGCGAUGGUCGACCUUUAUCACCUGAUGCUCUCACUGCAACUACUGCUAAUAACCGAGAAUUCCUUGGGUAUGAAGACGAAAUAAUGAAGGUACUGCUAAAGCUUGAUACAAUUGAAUCUGAUGGGGAUGAAGAUAUUCGAAAUGAGCGUAAAAACUUGGUGAAGCAAGCAGAAGGUCUGUUGGGGACAUUAGAUGAAUAUAAACAAAGAGAAUGGGAACGAGUGAGUAGCGCUAGUGAAGAUGAAGAUGCACUAUAACAACAUUAUCCUUUUAUUCUUUGUAAAUAAUAUAGAAUAUACAUAUAAAAUAAAUAAAUGAUUGUACACUUUUUCCUGUAACUAGAAGACUACUGAAUAAACAAUAGCGUCUUGUUCAUCCUAAACAACAUGCCUUUUUUUUUUGUUACAUUUUUUGAUUACAAGUGAUUCGUCACUCCAGUUUUCCAGAGCGUAUUUGAGAUAAAAGAUGCCCCUUUCGGGCUCAUCUACGGCUUGUUCAUCUACUAUUAUAGAUGAAGUACAAAUUUCUUUUAUUGUAAUAUAUGCUGUUUGUUUGGUAUUUCCAUUCGGUUUUCUGUGGAAUCCGAUCCCAAGGUACUCUAUGAAUACAAACAAAAUCAUCAACAUACAAGUUCACAUUCAAACACUCCUACAGGGUUCUCAAUAAAUACUAU
This is a messenger RNA of Rhizopus microsporus ATCC 52813, 1683 nucleotides long. RefSeq lists its product as uncharacterized. The coding region runs from base 62 to 1267 and encodes 401 amino acids. The transcript has a single exon. Lineage: Eukaryota; Fungi; Mucoromycota; Mucoromycetes; Mucorales; Rhizopodaceae. The record is from RefSeq and is a predicted model, not a curated record. Gene Ontology annotation, molecular function: protein-folding chaperone binding.